Medicago truncatula (barrel medic) is the source of this 1604-nucleotide messenger RNA. Its product is annotated as UBP1-associated protein 2C. Gene Ontology annotation, molecular function: RNA binding. Gene Ontology annotation, cellular component: nucleus. The transcript is spliced from 2 exons. The coding region runs from base 107 to 1177 and encodes 356 amino acids. The record is from RefSeq and is a predicted model, not a curated record. NCBI's taxonomy places the organism in Eukaryota, Viridiplantae, Streptophyta, Magnoliopsida, Fabales, Fabaceae.
AGUGACAGUAUCGAUAUUGUUCUGCCUCACUUGUUAAAACCUAGGUUAACUUUAUCUCUUUCGCUUCAAAUCCCUAAUUCCCAAAUCCCCCCAACGAUCCACCGCCAUGGAAUUCAAGAAACGCAAAACCGAAGAAAACGGCGACGCUAAUUCUCCACCCUCAUCCAUCGACGCCGCCGUCAUACCCCCCGCUCUCACCUCAGACGACAUCCGCAAGAUUCUCCAACCUUUCACUCAAGAACAACUACUCGACCUUCUCCAAUCCGCCUCACUCCAACACCCUGACAUCCUCGACGCCGUACGCUCUGUCGCCGACCGUGAUACCACCCGCCGUAAACUCUUCGUCCGUGGCCUCUCCGGUGAAACCACCACCGAAACACUCCGCACCGUUUUCUCUUCCUAUGGUGAUCUAGAUGAAGCGAUUGUGAUAUUCGAUAAGGCCACCGGAAGAUCUAAGGGUUACGGUUUUGUUGUGUAUCGACAUGUCGACGGCGCUGUCUUAGCCCUAAAAGAGCCGAGCAAGAAAAUCGAUGGAAGAAUGACGGUGACACAGCUUGCGGCGGCGGGUUCCACAGGCGGCGAUGUUUCAUCUCGGAAGGUUUUCGUCGGAAACGUUCCGUUUGAAGUUUCAGCGGAGAGUUUAUUAAGUGAAUUUUCGAAGUAUGGUGAAAUUGAAGAGGGUCCAUUAGGGUUUGAUAAAGCAAGUGGUAAAACAAGAGGUUUUGCUUUCUUUGUGUACAAAACUGAAGAGGGUGCGAAGAAUUCGGUUGCGGAGUCUAUGAAAACCGUUGAUGGGCAUCAAGUGAUUUGCAAGUUUGCUGUUGAUAACAAAAAGCCCAAGCCCGUGGGUCAAAACCCAUCGGGCUUUCCGGUGGAUAAUUCUAAUGUUAAUUAUCAUCCACCUAAUCCCACCAUGAUGCCGCCGCAGUAUGGUGCUCCUCCUAAUAGCUAUGUGCAGCAACCUUAUGGUAAUCAGGUUCCUGCAGCUGGUGGAUAUGGACCUGGGCCUGUUCCUCAUUAUGGUGGGCCUGUAGCUGGACCUGGCCCUGUUCCCGGACCAAGAGGGCCUCAGACUGCUGUUGGUGGAUACCCUGAUGGUUCACAAUAUGGUUACCCGCAACAACCUAUGCCGGUGCAGAGACCUCCCCCAGGAGGAAUGUACCAGCCUUAUUAUUGAGGUGUUUCGUUCAGCUUUGUGAUGGCUUCUUGGGCGCUAGUGCUUUAAAUGGUUGUGCUGAUUUCGUGCAUGCAGAGAAUGAAAUUUUUGGUCCUGGUUACAUGGACUGCUGUAAUUUGUUGCUGCUUCACUACAUCUGCUUCUAUGUGUUAUGAUCCUAUUUGCUCUAGGUGCUAGUUAAAGCUUACAUAACUUGGAGUAGUUUUUUAAUGUAGUAUUUAUGUAGAAUUUUUGUGGAAUUUUUUAUUUGGAGUUUUUUCCUUCCUAAACUAGCUUUGUUGCCAACUUCUUGAUCAAAGUGCAAGGUGCAAUACAUUGAAUUUGAAACGUGUUAUCGUUGUCUAUGCUUCUAUGUGCUUCUAUGUACUUCUAUGUACUAUUCAUGGUUAUUAUUGGUGAUACCUCAAUUUAUUUUUGAUGUUUUAUA